Ylistrum balloti is the source of this 1786-nucleotide messenger RNA. RefSeq names its product NF-kappa-B inhibitor-like protein 1. The record is from RefSeq and is a predicted model, not a curated record. Gene Ontology annotation, biological process: canonical NF-kappaB signal transduction. Gene Ontology annotation, molecular function: protein binding. Lineage: Eukaryota; Metazoa; Mollusca; Bivalvia; Pectinida; Pectinidae. The transcript has 6 exons. Bases 98 to 1207 code for a protein of 369 amino acids.
AUCAGAAAGUAGAAAUGCAAUGUGUGGAGUUUUAAAGAUGAAUUUGUGGGUAAAAUAUCGUCUUAAACAGCAAUUUGACGACAAAAAGUGUUAUUAAAUGAUGGGGAAACAAAAAUGUUCACACUGUCAACUCUAUAAACUAAAGCGUUACAUCAAGGAGGACAGACCCUCUCGCAUGAGGUCAUAUGUAGCCAAGCAUACCAUUGACCUCUCAACUGUAGAACUCUCCAAACGCCGCAAUCUUCUCCACUAUUGUAGUAAAUAUGGACUUGGUGGUGUGUGUCGGUAUUUACUAGAAGUGGGUGUGAAUCCCUAUAGUACAGAUGAAGAUGGUAAUACACCCGUACACCUAGCUCUCCAUCGGGCACUCAAGGAAUCAUGCACCAAUGUUCACACAGUUUAUAAUGAAGUGAUCCUGCCACAGCUAGAGAAAUGUCCAUUUCUGACUGAAGAGGUUGAUGAUUAUGGGACAAGCUGUAGGGAUCUGUUAGACCGACUUGUGGAAAAACAACAACGUCAGAAAUCAUCAAACCAGGAAUUUCAGACAUGGUUUGAGGCACCAGAGACAGUCGACUGUUCUUCUCCAUCAGAACAUGAAUGGCAACAAAAGAUUUUCCAGGAAUAUCACUACGAGUGUGAGCAAGAGGGCAUGAAAAUCAAAGUCUCUGAAUACUUUGAAGGAGAUUUUAAUGAGGAGACCUAUGAUGAGUGGUGUGAGAGGAUGGCCAGGGAAGUUCAUAACAAACGUAAAUACAGUAACACCGGCCAGAGAUCUAAAGAAGAGCCCAAAAACAAGAAAACUACAGCAGAGGAAGAUUUGGAAAAAGCUCGCGAAAAGAUGAAACAGAAAUAUGAUGAUGAACAAAGGAGAAUUAAGGAAUUACGAAUCAGACAGAAAAAACAAGACUAUGAGGAAAAUAUUAAGACUUUACUUUCAAGUAAAGAUGUAGAACUUAUAGGUUUUAAUGACAUUCCAUGGCCCUUUGAGUCAGAAGUAACAGAUAUCAGUAAAAGACUAUUCUGUGACAUAGCUCCAUCAGAUAAGGAGACAUAUCGGAAGUAUCUCCGGGAGCAACAAAUCAGGUGGCAUCCCGACAAGUUUCUCCAAAAGCUUGGACACCGCAUCAAGGAAGAAGAAAAAGACUGCAUUUUAGAAAGAGUUAAAGAAAUAUCACAGGAACUCAACAAGCUGUUUGACUCAUCUUAACGUUAGUCUUUUUAGCCACAUCAUUAGAGUAUACAGGCCCAGGGUAGUUGUAUGGCAAUAUGUUAGUGUAGUGUAAAAGGACUGGGUCAAUAUGCUUGUAAUUAACUGUCAAAUAAGGUCUACAUAACUGUAACACCGCUGACAGGGCAUACUUCAUUGGCUCAGUUAGCAGAGCCCUCGAUAAUCAUGCAGUACAAUAUGGUGCAAUAUCUCUCUGCAGGUAUAAGAUUUCACAGUUCUAUUACAGUUGUACAAUUUUGUUACCACAUUGUAAAAGUAUCCCAGGUAGUUCUGUGGCUCAAUGUUACUAGUACAGCUUUGUAGCCACAUUGUAAGGGUGCAGUUAUGUGGCUAUGUUUGUAGUAAAUCUCUGUAGACACUUUGAGUAUACUGGGUAGCAUAGAAAAAGCAUGAUCCUGUGUGAAGGUAUCUUGUAAGAAACACAAUGACUUGCAAGAAAAUUAAUGUUUUUGGUUAGCUCAACAUCAUAAAUGUAUGUGUGUGUUGUAUGAAAAUGUGCUUCAUAACUCAAUGUUUUAAUUAGAAUUCAGCAUUACUAAACAUUUUACUGUGAAACAA